AUCAGUGCGGAGGAAAAUGAACUCGGCCAUGUCGUGCUAAACACAGGCUGAAAGAAAACAUUAAAUCAGAUCACCAAAAUCGCUCUUCAGUCGGGUGAAACCGAGCGCAAAGAAGGCCAGAGGAGUCGAAUAUUCGCGUGGGAGUGAAAUAUUGCAGGAAAAUGAGCGGAGGGACGCCUUAUAUCGGCAGCAAGAUCAGUCUGAUCUCAAAGGCCGAGAUCCGAUAUGAGGGAGUUUUAUACACCAUCGACACUGAGAACAGCACUGUAGCUCUGGCUAAAGUGAAGUCUUUUGGCACUGAGGAUCGUCCCACAGACAGGCCUAUCCCACCUCGAGAUGAUGUCUUUGAGUACAUCAUAUUUAGAGGAAGUGACAUCAAGGAUUUGACAGUGUGCGAGCCGCCCAAACCCACCUGCAACCUUCCUCAGGAUCCUGCAAUCGUGCAGUCCUCUUUGGCAUCCACCGCCGGCCCCACAGCACCUUCCUUCCAGUCAUACAGCCCCUUCAGUCGGGCCCCGUACAGCCAGUUCAGUUCCACUCCGCUGGUACCGCAGGCAUUCGGAGCCGCAGUUACAGCCGGAAGCAGCUCAGGUCCUGCGUUCAGUAGCGAGGCGAGCACUACUGCCCCUCUUUCCCCUCACUCUCGCUCGCUGAGUGCUCACAAACCCGAAGGUCGUUCCAGCCCAUCUCUAGAGCCCUCGAGGAAGACCCCCACCCUGGAGCAUGCUGUCCAGACGGCUCCGGUCGCUCCACCUGCGGCUACCACCAGUGCAGUGAGCCAGAAGCCUGCAGCCACCCGACCCAUCCUCCUCACCCAGAAAUCCGCUGAAAUCCAGGAGCUGAAAGCAUUGGAAGCUCAGAAGGUUCCUCGGCCUGAAUUGGUCAACAGGCCUGACAACAAAGACCCAAACAAACGGCACUCUGGAGGAGGUGGUGCUCCUCUAAUGAGGAGGGGGCGGGGCAGCGGUGGUGGAGGUGGUGGUCAGCGUGGGCGGGGCAGGUUUAAUGGCCGUAGAGAUGGACCAAUGAAAUUUGAGAAGGAUUUUGAUUUUGAGAGUGCAAACGCCCAGUUCAACAAGGAAGAAAUUGACCGCGAGUUCCAAAGCAAACUGAAGAUUAAAGAUGAGAAGUCAGAGAAGACUCUGAAUGGAGAGGAGAAGACUGAUUCAGGUGUGGAGACCCAAAACAGUGAAGGAAACGCAGAUGAAGAGGAUCCACUGGGACCCAACUGCUAUUAUGACAAAUCAAAGUCCUUCUUUGACAACAUCUCCUGUGACGACACCAGAAAGGAGAAAGCAGCAGGUGCUUUUGGAAGGGAAAGGAGGCAGACCUGGGCGGAGGAGAGGAGGAUGAAUGCGGAAACGUUCGGUAUUCCGCUGCGUCACAAUCGUGGCCGUGGCGGUUUCCGUGGCCGAGGUGGUGGUAUGGGUUAUCGUGGCGGACGUGGGCGUGCAGCCAGCAGGGGCUCCUUCAUGCCCUCCCGUGGGGGCGGGUCUGGAUUUGGGGGCGGAGCUGGAUUCAGGGGCGGAUUCAGAGGUGGCAGAGGAGGACGAGAGUUCUCUGACUUUGAGUACAGGAAGGAGAACAAAGUGGCGGCGUAGUCCAACCCGAAGGCCAGAUCAUCCGAACAGCCAAG
Molecule: messenger RNA, 1636 nt
Organism: Danio aesculapii
Lineage: Eukaryota; Metazoa; Chordata; Actinopteri; Cypriniformes; Danionidae
Product: protein LSM14 homolog A-like
Biological process (GO): cytoplasmic stress granule assembly; P-body assembly
Cellular component (GO): P-body
Molecular function (GO): mRNA binding
Source: RefSeq, a predicted model, not a curated record